Cavenderia fasciculata is the source of this 879-nucleotide messenger RNA. RefSeq lists its product as uncharacterized. The transcript is spliced from 4 exons. Gene Ontology annotation, molecular function: catalytic activity. The record is from RefSeq and is a predicted model, not a curated record. The coding region runs from base 1 to 879 and encodes 292 amino acids. NCBI's taxonomy places the organism in Eukaryota, Evosea, Eumycetozoa, Acytosteliales, Cavenderiaceae.
AUGAAAUUAAUUAGUAUCAUUUUAAUUUUACUUUGUAUGGUUACAAUGUCACUUUCAGCAAGUGUCAUGUUAAGAGGUUGUGGUCCUACUCCAACAACAUGUAAUCAAACUUUCACAGUUGGAGAAUGUACAGCCUAUGACAAAUGUUUUGAACCAUUUGCAUAUCCUCCUGAUAAAGUCAAAUAUGUAAAGGUCAAUUCCUUUGAUGGUGAAUGUAGCAAAACCUCCUUCUUUAUUACCUCUUACGAUGACUCUCAAUGUCGUACUGACCCAAUCUCCACAUCGAAUGAAUGGUGUGUUACAUGUUUCAUCAAAACAAAUAAUACUCAUCAUAUUAUGAAUAAUUUAAAGUUUGGAUAUUAUGCAGUUUUAGUAUCACUUGCAAUGGGUAUAUUCUAUUCAAAGAGUAUUAAAGAUAAUAAUAAUAAAGGCACAGAUUCAACAACACCACCAAUAGUAGACAAGAGUUCUAUUAAUUGUGUAUUCUGUCAAAUCAUACAAGAAGAUAAAAAGGCUGUCUAUCAGGAUGAAGAACUAUUUAUAUUCUCUGAUCGUACACCAAAGGCAUCGACACACCUUUUGGUGAUACCAAAACGACACAUAAAAUCGGUCAAGACACUGACCGUUGACGAUCUACCAAUCCUCGUUAAAAUGAAACAAGUUGCUAUUGAAUAUGCAAACAGAGAGCAUUAUGGCAAAAAGUAUCAUCUUGGUUAUCACAUCCCACCAUUCUACUCUAUUCCACAUCUUCACAUGCAUCUUCUCGUCGAACCAUUCACACCUGCUCGAAAGAGAAUAAGUUAUACUCCUCAUCUAGGUGGUCUAUGGUUUAAAGAUGUAGAUACUAUUAUUAAUUCUUUGGCUGAUCAAGUAGUUUAA